Lathyrus sativus (Indian pea) is the source of this 243-nucleotide messenger RNA. The record is from the annotation of a GenBank genome assembly. NCBI's taxonomy places the organism in Eukaryota, Viridiplantae, Streptophyta, Magnoliopsida, Fabales, Fabaceae.
AUGCUGACUGGACUUCCUUGUUGUCAUACAAUGUCUUGCGUGAAAGAUCAACAUUUGAAGAUUGAUUACUUUGUACCCGACUGUUACAAGAAAGAACAUUAUGCUGCUUGCUAUGCACAUGUGAUAUAUCCACUUAAUAGGGAAGCCUUGUGGGCAAAUACUAGUGUUGUUGAUCUUCAGCCACCACCAAUAAAGAGGAAGCCUGUAAGGCCAAAGAAAAAAAGGAAUAGGGAAGCUGGAUAG